Molecule: messenger RNA, 1967 nt
Organism: Oreochromis niloticus (Nile tilapia)
Lineage: Eukaryota; Metazoa; Chordata; Actinopteri; Cichliformes; Cichlidae
Product: leukotriene B4 receptor 1-like
Exons: 5
Coding region: 173-1270 (365 amino acids)
Biological process (GO): positive regulation of cytosolic calcium ion concentration; inflammatory response; complement receptor mediated signaling pathway
Cellular component (GO): plasma membrane
Molecular function (GO): G protein-coupled receptor activity; complement receptor activity
Source: RefSeq, a predicted model, not a curated record
CAUCCCUCCUCUCACUGGCAGCAUGUUACAGCCUGCGAGGCAGGAAAGGAUUCAGUUUUUAUGGUCUAAGCUCACAGGAACACCAUCAAAUUUUGGGAACAGCGGACAUCUUAAGCUCAUAAACAUCACGGAGAAAUAACAAACCGUCAAAAGGAUCAAAAAUUCUUCUACCAUGAGCUACUCAAGUCUCUCACCUCUGACUGGACCAAACCCCACCCCUGACCCUGAUGAUGAAAAUGCUGUGCAGAAUAACUAUUCCUCAGCCAUUGGUGCCCUCAUCCUCAGCUUGGUCUUCCUCCUGGGUGUCCCUGGAAAUCUCUUCAUUGUCUGGAGCAUCCUGGCUCGCAUCCGGCAACGCUCAGUCACCACCCUCCUCAUCCUCAACUUGGCAUGUGCUGAUGGGUUCCUCAUGGCUCUCUCCAUCUUUUUCAUCAUCUACCUGGCCAUGCGGACGUGGAUCUUUGGUAACGCCAUGUGCAAAAUCCUGUUCUACCUGUGCAACUCCAACAUGUAUGCGUCAAUCUUUCUGAUAACCCUGAUGAGCGUGCACAGAUUUUUGGCUGUGGUUUUUCCACACACACUGUAUCGCCUGAUCACCAGGAAGGUUGUGAGGAGGGUGAUCCUAGGCACAUGGGUGCUAGUGAUGGUCAUUUCCAUUCCCUCGUUGGUGUUUCGAGAUGUGAAAAAAGAAACUGAUGAAAUGAAUCGAACAACAUAUUUGUGUGCACCCAAUCACACACUGCGUAAACAUGUGAGGUUUCAGUACGCUUUUGAAACAGUGGCAGGAUUCAUUAUUCCUUAUGCAAUCAUUAUAACCAGCUAUGUUGUCAUCCUGAAACGCUUGAGGGAGACCAAGUUCCAACGAAAUGUCCGCAAUGAGAAACUCAUCCUGACUAUUGUCAUCACAUUCGGUCUGUUCUGGCUGCCAUACCACGUCAUCAACAUGGUACAGGUGGCAGCUGCUUGGUACCCAAAGAACUCACCCAUAAGAGAAAGAUUAGAUACCAUCUCUCAGUCCAGCCGUGCAGUGACCUCAACUUUGGCCUUCAUCAGCAGCUGUGCUAACCCAGUCCUCUACACCUUUGCAGGAAAAUCCUACAUCAAGAAGAAUGGUUUUGCCUUCAUGGCUAAGCUGUUUGAGGGAACAUUAUCAGAUCAAACAGGAACCAAAAGCACCCGACUCACAACUUAUGACAAUGUCAGAGAGAGUAAUGUUGAUUGUCAAAAUCCUACAGUGGCUUCUACCCCAGAGAAUGGGAAUCUUGAAUGAACUUCAUACACUAAACAGACUGUAUAUAUAAAUGAAAACACUUAAAAUUGUGUAAAGCUUUAAGUGGACUUAUAGAUUUUAGGCUACACACAAGAAUUAGCACAGCAUUUUUAUUUUUUUUUAUUUAAAAUGUGAUAACACAAUUAAAGUGGAAGUCAGGAGUGUAAGCACAAGCAGUUUACAUUCGCCUGCAUGCAUCUGAAAUCUCCAGUCUGUAAAUAUGUUAAAACUAAAAAAACAAAAACAAAAGCGUAAUGUUAUGUAUGACACUUAUAAAGUUUUCAGUCCUUGAAGUAAAGAUGGAUUUUGUCAAAUAAAAAUUGUGUGAAUGAAAACUGAUGCUUGCUACUCAAGUACACUUUAAGAAAACUGCAUAUUCAAUAUCAAGAAAUUUUAAAACUCUACGAGUUGAGCCAUUAUUUUGCGUUUGUUUUUGUUUUUUUUCUAUUUGAAUGUCUGUACUCAUGUGUUUGUAAGAUACACUGAGCGAGAGAGUUGGCAGGCGCACACUGUGUCCGCACAGCUCUUUAGCUCUCCCAGCUAAGCAGGACUCUUAUCUACUUUUACCUCAAAGCCCUUUUGGGCAAAAUCUGUCACAAGGUCUUGGGUUUAUCGGGUGGUGGGGAGGGAACUCUACAUGAACAGAGAUGGAGGGGAGUUGACCUUUUGAGAAUGAUAUCUAUAUAUUUUCCUUUUU